Corythoichthys intestinalis (scribbled pipefish) is the source of this 10972-nucleotide messenger RNA. It is a transcript of the gene plxnb1b, whose product is annotated as plexin b1b. Gene Ontology annotation, molecular function: protein binding; semaphorin receptor activity. The record is from RefSeq and is a predicted model, not a curated record. NCBI's taxonomy places the organism in Eukaryota, Metazoa, Chordata, Actinopteri, Syngnathiformes, Syngnathidae. Gene Ontology annotation, cellular component: plasma membrane; semaphorin receptor complex. Bases 653 to 7390 code for a protein of 2245 amino acids. Gene Ontology annotation, biological process: axon extension; semaphorin-plexin signaling pathway involved in axon guidance; regulation of cell migration. The transcript has 39 exons.
GAUAUUUAAAUGGGAACAAUCUGUAGUUAUGUUGAGAGCAUAGAAGUAUAUUACACAAACAACCGGCAGCUUUAAAUGCAGCAAGGUACCCCCCAGCUUGCCCCGCUUUUAACUCGAAGAGCUGUGCACUGUUUACAGCCGAAGCCGCUCACUCUACUUCUAGCCGGGUCCAUGUGGGUACAAUUCAACACCUCAGCUGAAAUGAAGGGGAAAUUUACGAAAAUAUUUGAUUUGAUCAGCAACUAAACCUGCACUUUUUGCCGAAGCGUAUUCACCUAGACUGGUUGAAACUUGGAUUGUUGAGAAGAAAUCUGCAAGCCCGUACUGGCCGAGAGUGGAAUUUCGGAACUCUUAUGAACAUUGACGUCCCGACCAUGAACACCGGCUUUGGAAUGGUUCGAUAUUUUUCGUGUGAAUAGAAAACGUCACCACACCACACUGGGGAAUAGUUAAGCAUUAUUUGGAGCAGCGGAGUGCGUUGUCGCCUUCGUAAAGGCCCUGAGGCAGUAAAACAGCCCCAAAUCAUGAUCUUCCCUCCACCAUGCUUCACAGUGGGGAUGAGGUGUUGAUGUUGAUGUAUGCAACAACUGCCGGAAAGUUAAGAGGCUGAAUGCCCCUGUGAAACACCAAAGAAAACAAAUGAUCUGCUGCCAUGCCACCGUGGGUGAUAUGUCAACUUCCAGUGAUAGCAGUUCGAUCCAUGCUAUUGAUGGCUGUACUUGCGACUUUCUGGGGCCUUACCUCAAAGCCUGGUUUUGCUGUACAAGGAACAGACUCAUCUAGCAAUUAUCCCACCUUUAUACGGAAUGAUACAGAAUUUGAGCACCUCGCGUUGCAUCCUCACCCGAGUGUGGGUCGAGUUUAUGUCGGAGCGCGGGACAACUUGUUUCAAUUGGAUAAAUUUCUCCAGCUUGAACUUCAGGACCACACCGGACCAAUCAUAGAUAGUCAAGAGUGCUUGCCUCCUGUAACUGAGAGUAACUGCCCUCAAGCAAAGCUUACGAGCAACCACAACAAGCUUUUACUGAUUGACGCAUACUCCAUGGAACUCAUUACUUGCGGCAGUGUCAGCCAAGGUAUCUGCCAAAAACGAAGUCUUGAUUCUGUCAACAAAGUCCUAUUCUCUACGGAGACGCCGGUGGAUACCCAGUAUGUAGCGGCUAAUCAUCCCAAUGUCAGUACUGUUGGGCUCAUCGUUCAGUCUCAUCCGAACAGGCAGCCGGUUCUUUUUGUAGGGCGAGGCUACACAAGCAGCCAUCCACCCAUUGCCACAAGAAACCUGGACCAGGAACCCAUCUUUUCUUAUGAGGAAACUGCAAAGUUGGCUGUGGCCGGGCGUCUCUCUGAAUACGACCAUCAUUUUGUUGCAUCCUUUGCCCACCGUCAUCACGUGUACUUCCUUUUCUACAGACGUGACUUGAGGUCAAAAUCACGCGAGUACCGUACCUACAUCUCUCGUUUAUGUUUGGACGAUCAAGCCUAUUAUUCAUACGUGGAAGUGCCCUUGACGUGUCGUUCCCGAGCAGGAAAAAAUUAUAAUCUCCUUCAAGCGGUUCAGCUCGGGUUUUCCAAAGAUGGCAAAAUGAGUCAAGGGUCUGAGAUUGUUCUUGGGGUUUUUUCCACUCGGCUAGCUUCGUCAAACCGACCGAGUGAGGAAUCUGCCCUAUGCGUGUUCAACCUGGAAGAUGUGGACCGCAGGAUUAACUCCACCAGAGACCUAUGUUACACACAGAUGGGCCAAGAGUCCGGAAUGGAGGCGGCCUACAUUGAGUAUGAAGUCAAAUCGAAAUGCGUCAACUUACUUGAGAACACUCUCGAUCGGUACCCUUGUGGGUCUGAUCACACACCUAGCCCCAUGGGUAGUCGGAUUGCCGUGGAAGCCGAAACCAUUUUGGACAGCCCCUCUGCUCGACUCACAGCUGUUGCUGUUAGCAUAAGGGCGGGACAUACGAUUGCAUUCCUGGGAGACUCCAAAGGAAAACUUCACAAGGUCUUCCUGGGGCCAAAGGGUGAGGUGGAGGAGUACUCCAUAAUCUCCAUUCAGCAGAACUCAGUCAUCAGUUCAGACCUUAUCCUGGAUGAAGAGGAGCAGCAUCUUUUCAUCAUGACUCAUAACAUGCUACAAAAGAGACCAGUUGCUGAAUGCAGGCAACAUCCGGACUGUCACUCCUGCCUACAGGCCCAUGAUCCCUACUGUGGCUGGUGUGUCCUGGAGGGAAGAUGUGUUUUGCAGUCAAAUUGUCGCCGUGGGGACCAAACCGGCCAGUGGCUCUGGAGCUUUGACAUGGAACAGCAGUGCCUGGCUGUUCAAGAUCUCAAUCCGUCCAACAUCAGCAGGGGGGAAAGCAGGACAGUCUCUCUGUCAGUUCCUGGGCUUCCAGUGUUAAAAAAAGGGGAGUCCUACUCCUGUUUCUUCCAAGGGUUCCACAGCCCUGCUACCGUCACUGGAAGUGGUGUCACUUGUAACUCCCCACACACCAGCCAAGUUCCUAUGGUACCUCCAGGACAGGAUUUUGUCACAGUCCUUUUAUCUCUUCGUUUUGGUGAUGUCACCGUUGCAGAGAGAGAUUUCAUCUUUUAUGACUGCACGGCGGUUAAGCAGCUUUCCGGAAGUAUGCUUUGUCGUGGUUGUGUUCUGAGCCGAUGGGGUUGCAAUUGGUGUGUUCACCAGCACUCAUGUACCCACAACCCAACCUGUGAGGAGGGAGUUAUCAUCUACAACCAACAUUUUAAACUACCCACCUCAGCUCCUCCCACAACCAAAAUGACAAAAGUUUUUACAACCCCAACCACCACCACCACAGUGGUGGCCACAACCACCACGAAAGCCAUCACGGAGGCUCCCAUAACAACCGCAACAACCGUUGCCACAACCACUACAGUUCCUGUCGCUGCUUUGACCACUCGGGCGGAGACCACCCCCGUUACACGUACGUCCCAACAGACCGUUGCUCUUCAGAUGACCGACACCCACACCAGCCCUCAGCCUUCAAGUACCCUGGCCAUCACCGAACCCGCACCCAUCACAUUUCUACCUCGAGACACUACAACCAGGAUGAACGAAUCCCCUGAUACAGGUGAAGUUAUGGUCAUCACUGAAACUGGCUUGGAGGGUGCUGAAGUUACGCCAAGUACAGAAUUAUUGUCUGUGACCACUGGAGGGGAUCUAAUGCCUAUAAUGCCUAUGGUGAUCCCACCCCCUGACUCUGACGUAGACGCCACAGAAGUGAUGACAGAGUUGCCCGAGACCGAAACCCAGGAACUAGGAGGAACACUCAGCUGGGUGGAUCCGCUCACUCCAACAUCAUCUGGCAUGCCUCAACCUACACCCUUUCCCAUUGGCGAACCAGCCAGCACCAAGUCAUCCAGCCUACUGGAUCUGACCCAAGCACCAUCCACUGUACCCCCCUUAGACUCUCAAACUCAGUCUCAAAGUAGGGACACUAACCCUGAUGCGCUCUGGCCCAAGGAGCAGGACAGCAUCACUGCGGAUGGAACUGUCCUUGCAGAAAAUGAUACCGCCACUUUUUCAGCUGCCACCGUGCUUUCCGGUGAUGGUGAAGUUGACCAUGCUUCCCCAGUUUAUCCUCAAUUGGUGGAUACUGAGCUGGACUACCAGUAUGAUCCUGCUGACAGCUUCCUCCCGGGGGAUGAGGGCUCUUAUGUCAGCUGGGGUGCUUCUGCUUGCCCUUGUGUGGAGAAGGUCCAGGGUUCAUCAUUACUCCCUGUCAGAGUGGAGAGGAAAAUCACUUUACUUGCCCGCAAUCUACAUCUAUACCAGGAUACAGAGCUGGAUUACCAAUGUGUUUUGGUCAUUGAGGGGCAAACUGUGGUUGUAGAUGCCUAUGUGGAGACUGAUGACAUGAAUCCAUCCAACUAUGACAUUACCUGUCAACUACACCAGUACACUUAUUCUGCUCCUGUGGACGAACAUCAAGCGAUGGUAUACGUGAAGAGGAGGGGCACGUUCCAUGUCGACAGCGCUCCUGAUCUUUAUGUGACUUUGUACAACUGUUCUGUGGGACGGUCCGACUGUAGUCGCUGCCACACAGCAGAACAUAAGUAUGGUUGUGUGUGGUGUGGAGGUGCACAGGCCAGUUGUUUGUAUUCUGGCUCAUGCGGUCAGCCGGUACAGGAGACAUGCCCUGCUCCGGUCAUUCAUUCUAUUGAGCCACUCUCUGGUUUGCUGGAAGGUGGCACAAUGGUGACAAUAACAGGCUCCAAUCUGGGCCAAAAAGCUGAGGACGUCCUCAAUUCUGUAUUGGUGGCUGGUGUGACUUGCGUGGUCAUACCCAGUCUCUAUGAAGUUUCCUCCAGGAUUGUUUGCAGAACAAAAGCAAGUGUUGGAGAGAAAGUGGGCCACGUGUCUGUUACAGUGAGUGGUGGAGCGUUUGGCUUGUCGAGUCAGACAUUCAGCUUUCAGGAUCCAUUUGUGAUGGGAGUAUUGCCCAAAAGAGGCCCGAAAGCUGGUGGAACAACUCUGACAAUUAGCGGCCGAAACCUGUUGACAGGCCGUCCUUCUGAUCUAACUGUCACUGUGGGAGGAGUGCCCUGUAAAAUUGUCUCAGAGGUUCAUCACUCCAGUGUACAGUGUGUGACAAGUAGCAGCAACAAAACGGGGAGUCAGCAGGUUACUCUGCAUUAUGGCAGCAGCCACCGCCACCUGCACACGUUAUCUUACCACUACACUCACAACCCCAACAUCACGCAUGCCAAGCCAACUAAGAGCUUUAUGAGUGGCGGUCGACUGAUCUAUGUGUCAGGCCACAACCUGGAUGUAGUGCAGGACCCGCAGAUGGUUGUGACAGUGUUUCCCGAUGAGUCCAACCAGAAAAAUAAGAGUAGCAGAAGGAAGAAAAGAAGUACAGCGGGUAGAGGCGAUCGUCAGAAGAGAUUGGCCGAAAUGGUACCUGACCCAGUUUGUUCGGAUCAGCUCUGCUCUGCCAAACAGCAGUUUACAGAACGUUGCGAGGUGAAUUCCUCCACCUUGAUCCUCUGUCGAUCCCCUAUGGUGGACUCGUCUGUUUGGGGAUCAAAGGUCACUGUGGAGUUUUUGCUGGAUAACCUGCACUUUGACGUCAACACUGUGAACCCGCAAGCCUUCAGCUAUGAGCCCAACCCUGUCCUUCGCCCACUGAAUCAGCAAGACCCUCUUAAGGCAUAUCGCUACAACCCAGGCAGCUUCAUCCAGCUUGAGGGGGAAAAUCUAGACCUGGCCAUUAACAAGGAGGAGGUGGUUGUACUAAUCGGGAAGGGUGUGUGUGCUGUUAAGACGCUUACUCGAAACCAUCUGUACUGCGAACCUCCACCUCAUCAGCCUGCAUCAGGAGCUAAUGGCAAGAAACGUGAGGGUGCUGACAACCUGCCCGAAUUUACCGUCCAUAUGGGAAACUUAAAUUUCUCUCUGGGUAAGGUUCAGUAUGACAAUCUAGGCCUGGCCACCUUUCCCCUGGAAGCUCAGAUUGGAGUUGGAGUGGGCGCAUCCAUUGUGGCACUCGUUGUCCUUAUCAUCGUACUUGUAUACAGGAGAAAGAGCAAGCAGGCUUUGAGAGACUACAAAAAGGUGCAAAUCCAACUAGAAAACCUUGAAACCAGUGUAAGGGACCGUUGUAAGAAGGAGUUCACAGACCUGAUGACAGAGAUGAUGGACAUGUCAAGUGACCUCGUUGGCUCUGGCAUCCCUUUCCUUGAUUACCGGAUGUACGCAGAACGCAUUUUUUUCCCCGGCCACCGAGAGUCGCCACUGAGGCGAGACCUGGACGUAAAGGAGUGCCGCAGACAGACGGUGGAGCAGGGUCUGGUGCAGCUAUCUAACCUUCUCAACAGUAAACUUUUCCUGACAAAGUUCAUUCAUACUCUGGAAAGCCAGCGGACAUUUUCUCCACGAGACCGUGCGUACGUUGCCUCUUUACUUACGGUGGCACUGCACGGCAAGCUGGAAUACUUUACGGAUAUCCUCAAAACCCUCUUGAACGACCUUGUGGAUCAGUAUGUGGCCAAGAACCCGAAACUGAUGUUGCGCAGAACCGAGACAGUUGUGGAGAAGCUGCUGACCAACUGGAUGUCCAUCUGUCUUUAUGCUUUUCUCAGAGACUCUGCCGGGGAGUGUCUUUACAUGCUUUUCAGGGCAAUAAAGCACCAGGUAGAUAAAGGGCCGGUUGAUGCUGUCACUGGCAAGGCCAAAUACACACUUAAUGACAACCGCUUGCUGAGAGAAGACGUGGAGUACAAGACCUUGACACUCAAUGUGCUAGUGCAGGGUGGAGGAAUGAAUGAGUGCCAGCCGCUACCCUCAAAGGUGCUGGACUGUGACACCAUCACACAGGUGAAAGAGAAGUUGCUGGAUCAGGUGUACAAAGCCACCUCUUUUUCUUACCGACCACAUGCUGACUCAUUGGACCUAGAAUGGCGGUCUGGUGUUGCCGGUCAUCUUAUCUUGUCAGAUGAAGACUUAACAUCUGUGGUCCAGGGUAACUGGAAACGACUCAACACCCUGCAGCACUACAAAGUCCCAGAUGGUGCUACAGUAGCUCUGGUGCCUCGCCACACGAAACACAUUCACCACGACAACCAUGAUUACGUAGCUGGAGAGAAAACACCAAUGCUGGAAGACGCAGAUGAGGGUGGCGUGAGACUCUGGCAUUUGGUGAAGGCCAGCGAAGAGCCGGAGCUCCCCAAACAUCGUAGAGGGAGUCUGAGGGAACGAGAGAGGGCCAAGGCCAUACCAGAGAUCUACCUGACCCGCUUACUUUCCAUGAAGGGGACCUUGCAGAAAUUCGUAGAUGAUUUGUUUACCGUUAUCCUCAGCACUAGUCAACCUGUCCCACUGGCUGUCAAAUACUUCUUCGAUCUGCUGGAUGACCAAGCUGGUCAACACAAUAUCUCUGACCCAGAGACUAUACACAUUUGGAAGACCAACAGUCUCCCCCUGCGUUUUUGGAUCAACAUUGUCAAGAAUCCUCAAUUCAUCUUUGAUGUGCAAGCCUCAGACCACGUGGACGCCGUGCUGUCGGUCAUCGCUCAGACCUUCAUGGAUUCCUGUACCAUUGCUGAGCACAAAUUGGGUCGGGAUUCACCCAUCAACAAGCUGCUUUAUGCUAGAGACAUCCCACGUUACAAGCAGAUGGUGGAAAGAUACUAUGCUGACAUCAGGCAAACUGUCUCUGCCAGUGACCAGGAAAUGAACUCUGCUCUAGCUGAACUAUCAAGGAACUAUUCAGAAGAACUGAACUACUUGGUUGCACUGCAUGAGCUGUACAAGUAUAUCAAUAAAUACUACGACCAGAUAAUCACAGCUCUGGAGGAGGACACCACAGCCCAGAAAAUGCAGCUUGGUUACAGACUACAGCAGAUUGCUGCGGCCGUAGAGAACAAGGUCACAGAUUUGUGACGGCAAACAUCCGACAGCAGUAUGACGACCAGUUGCAGUUUGGAGUACCGUGUUACUUCAUUUUCGGGACUAGAUACAUUCAGCAAAGUUUGGUUGAUUUGAAAUCAACUCAACAAUUUUAUUAUCUAGCUGCUGAAGAAUUAGGAAGUAAGACCUCCUAGGCCUUUUUUUAUACUGCGCGUGUGUGACAACCUAUUGUGGACAGUGAGAUAUUGUACAGUAAGAAUAUGAAACACAAUUCAGUCCUGCUGUCAUGGUGAUGUUCGGUCAUUUUAUUCGCUUGACGCUGCUGUAUGGUAAAAGUUUUUUAUUCUGUGAUGACUAAAUAUUUGUUACAUGUGAACCCUGGUUGUUUUUAGUUGUCCUUACUGUUUUGGUGUGAAAUUGAUCACAGUCACCAAUGUUUUUUAAACGUCAAGUCGCUUCAGAAAACGUUUUCUUUAGUGAUUCAUUGUCACAACAUAUACUGCCAGAUUACUUCUUCUUUUAGAUAUAUACCCUGUUAGUUGUUUCCCAAGUGCUGCUUUCUACCUCAACCUGCUGCGCUACAUGACUUUUCUCUCCGUUCACCAGCUUUGAGUGUGUUUUACACAGAGAACAUAGUGCGAGACAUUGCUGUUUAAAUGAACACAUUUCCCAUUUCUUUUGUCACAGUACAAUAAAUUGGAAUUUAAAGGGGCAAUAUGUAAGAUUGGUGGCCAAAACAUGGUACUGCAACCAUGAUGAAAAUCUUGACGCGCACAUCUCCUUCCUUCCCCUUCAGGCUGCUAGAUAAGUGCUUGGUAAUGAACAAUAAAGCUGUGUUAACAUACCAAUGUUCAAUCAGAAACUAGAAAAUGCUAUGUUUUUGAGGAAAUGCGUGGGAAGCUUUGCUGUUCUGGUCAGUAUAUCUGUAUUACAAGUACUACCAGGUGCGGUGGAAUUCACUCACGGCAGGGGGUGCUGAGGAUGUUUUAUUUUUCCCAUCCGAGAACAGUGGUUCUGGUCCAAAUUAGUCAUGCGUGCACAAUGGCAGUACCCAUGCAUGCUGGAUAGUUUACGUACUACUACUACUACUAGGCUACUACAAAGACAGCGUUCACCUACAGUAUGUGUUGGGAGUUUUUGUAUUGGAAAUAAAAGAGCCAGUGUAUUAUAAUGCAAGUCUGCUCAGCUAGAUGGCACAAUGACACGUUUGAAAACCGAAAGGUCCAAUAAGCCUCGGUUUAACUCCUAUUUACAACACUAAUAUAAAUUUCACACGAAUAUCCAACAGCGCUCUGCACAGGGGGAAGCAGCAACAACAAUAAUAUGGCUACAAUGCAAGCUCUUUGAAGUUUUCCACGGUCUAAUUCUGCAGCUACUUUUUCUCCCUGAGCACUAUAAUAAACUACCAUAAUUAUCUUCAUUUUCAACAUCCAAUUUUCGAAAAUGUCGGGUUUUGUAAAGAACAAAUUUUGCGGCAUGUUAACACCUCUCUGUCAACAUUUCCGUUCCAAUAACACCUUAUCCAGUGUGACCUGGUAGCAAUUAACAAAAAAUUUUUUCGUCUUUUUGCUGUUAAUGGAGACAGUUCUCCCCACCCCCGCGCAAUAAUCUAAAUCAGUGAAGUAGAGGCGGAGCUUAUUUACAUUAAAAAUUUAUAUAUUUUUUGUUUCAAAGUAUUUGGAAAGAGACACCUAUAUACGCCAUGCUUUUUUCAGAAGCUGUACGUGAUCGGAUCGGAACAUUGCUAUAAAAUCUUUUUUUCUUAAAAAAAAAUCCGCGAUGGACAAAGGAUGCGAACGUAACGAGAAAUCACUGUAUAUAUUUAAUCCCUAAAGUUAAAAACGCUAUUGUUUCAAUGUUUUAUUUAAUGAUUUAACAAUAAAAGAAUCUACCAAAACACUUUUUUCUCCCCAACACCAGGGGGUUCUUCAGCACCCCACUUCCCACGUGUACUACUAGUACAAAUACAAACAAGUACAGGUGCUUGUAGUACGAGUAAACAGACUUGUAGUACAAGUACACAACGUAUAUGAUUAUCCUUGUCUCACUUCUGCAACCUUAGUUUCCGAAGCCUAAAGAGCUCUUGUAACCUGGACGAAGACCAAGAACUUAUCUCGUAAUUGGCUGGUGGUGGAGGGCGGGACACCCAUUGUUAAUGCAGUCUCAAAACAACUUUCGAAAUGGGCAAAUCUCAGCUUAGUCCAGGGGUCGGCAACCCAAAAUAUUGAAAGCCAUAUUGGACCCAAAAAAAAGUGGCGCCGCAAAAAAAUUAAAAGCUCAACAAUGCAGGCAACACAUGUCUGAAAGAGAAUGAUGCACGACAUGAUUAAUCUGUUGUACGAUGCCGUCUCAAGUUUAACUUCAUUACAAUAUUAAUUAGUUUCUCCUCCUACAGAAACCAGAAUAAACCCCAACAAAUAUAUUUCCCUCCCCCAUCUUUUUCCAUUUUCAAACAUUUUUGAAAAAGCUCAAUGAAGCCACUGGGUCAGUCUAAAGAGCCGCAUCUGGAGCUGUGGGUUGCUGACCCGCCGGCUUAACCAUUGAGAACCGUGUCAGUAUUUACAAAAAACACGUUUCUUUAGUGUCAAUUCCAAUAUUAGGGACAUUUAAUGAAUAAUUGAAGCGCAAAUCAUAUAUUGCUCCUAUAAAAUCUGUUCACUCGAGUAGUUUAUGGUACUUAGGACGUGGAAGUGUCUACCCCCCCCCCCCCCCCCAACCUGUUUUUGUUUUCACACAUUUCAGGGCUACUGAUUGAUGUCGAUGUCACUCAAGUGCACAAGUCACUGGACCAAUAUUGAUAAAAUAAAAUAAUUUUAGAGAACUGAUCACCAGGACUAGUGUAAAGAUUAAUGUAUUAUAAUUUAAUGUUCCGUCAUAUUUUUUUUAACAUUCCUUUUGGAAAAUGUGGAUUAAAUUGUCUUUUUUUUUUUUUUUUUUAACUUGUACAUUAAAGUGAGGUAGCACAAGUGUUCACAGUCGGUACUAAGUGCCAUUUUGGGAUAGAAACUAUGUAUUAGAUGCAAGGUUGUAAAUUCAAGCUAUGUAUUGACACUGCUGCUAGACGUUUGGUCCUGAUCUUCUCAGUCUUUUCUGCUUAUUUCUGGGAUAUAUGAUGAUCUCUGCCAGUCUGGGUCUUAAGUGUUGAUGAGUGCGGUUAGGUCAUCUCAAUUUGUAAGAAAUGGACACGUAAGGCUUUCAGUUAUGGUUAGGUUUUGCUUGGUUCACUGUCAAAUUUGCAUUGUGUCUGUAUGCAUUUUACUGUCAAAGUUAAGUCACUGUCUAGUGAUUACACAGACCUUUCUAUGCUGUCUCAUAUUAGAAAUUCCAGAUUAUUUACACAAGCAGCUAAUGAUUCAUACAAAUCAAUGUCUUCUCCAGAACAACGGCAGUUCAGAUCUGAUAACGGAUUGGCAGUGAUCAAAAACGAACUUUCAGAGGGAGUAUGAGUCAGUUUGGAGAUGUACAGCAGGCCCCGCAAGGAGCCAAUUUAGAACUGUUUCUAUUUUUGCGUGUUAAUAUCAUUGUACACUGUUUUCAAAUGUUGCUGUAGUGAUGUAACCCGGUAAUUGAUAGAAAGUGCAAAUUUUCAGAUGCUGAAGUAAUAAAGUAUUCUUA